AACCACAUCGGAGUCCUGGGAAGAGCCUUGCUCCACGUGUCUUACCAAGAAUUCCAAGGCAACCUCCCCAUCACCAUCGUCGAGCACGACCGCCCAACCCUGCUAGGCAUGGAGUGGUUCAAGCCACUAGGGCUCGGGAUAGUAGGGGUUAACCAAAUUCGUCAGGACGAACUCGACACCCUCCUCGAAGAAUUCAAGGAAGUCUUCGACGGUAAGCUGGGGAAAUUUGUGGGGAAGCCCAUUUCCUUUAAUCUUGAUAAGACAAUUACACCCAUUAGGCUUAAGCCCCGCAGAGUUCCGUUUGCCCUGAGGCCCAAAGUAGAUGCUCAGCUAGAUAAGCUGAUAGCCCAGGGCGUGUUGGAACCAAUCGAUCAUGCAGCAUGGGAGACGCCCAUUGUGACUCCCAUGAAGCAUGAUGGAUCUGUGCGCAUCUGCGCCGACUACAAAUGUUCGAUCAAUAAGGCCCUUUCGCAGAGCGCAUACCCAGUUCCAGUGGUGCAACAUCUGCUGCAUUCACUUGGGAGUGGGACAAUAUUUGCAAAACUGGACCUGGCCCAGGCUUACCAGCAAUUGCCAGUGGAUGAAAAAACUGCGGAGGCACAAACGAUUGUCACCCAUAGGGGCGCAUUUAAGUGCAACCGCCUCCAAUUUGGAGUCAGCGCAGCCCCAGGCAUUUUUCAAUCAAUGAUGGAACGCCUUCUCCAAGGCAUUCCAGGGGUGGUGCCAUACUUUGAUGAUGUGUUGAUCUCCGGACACUCUAAAACCCAGCUGCUUGAGCGACUUAAACAAGUCUUGCGGCGCUUCAAGGAGAAGGGCUUAAGAGUGAGGAGGGACAAAUGCAUCAUUGGGGUCCAGGAGGUCGAGUUCCUGGGCUAUCUCAUAGAUGGCACCGGCAUCCACCCCACCAAAGCUAAAGUCAGGGCAAUCCACGAAGCUCCAGCCCCCAAAAACAAAGCCGAGCUUCAAGCAUUUUUGGGAUUGCUAAAUUUUUAUGCGGUGUUCCUUAAACAGAAGGCAACAGCCGCUGAGCCACUCCAUCGAUUGCUGGGGAAAGCGGUUCCGUGGAGAUGGGGGACAGAGGAAGAAAACGCCUUCAAGACCAUCAAGGGGCUCCUAUCCUCCGACAGCGUGCUGAUCCAGUACCACGAGACGCUUCCGCUGCUACUGACCUGCGACGCUUCUCCAUAUGGGAUUGGCGCAGUCCUCAGCCACCAGCUCCCCAACGGAUCAGAGGCACCCAUCGCCUACUUCUCUAAAACGAUGUCCAGCACCGAGAGGAAUUACAGCCAGCUGGACAAGGAAGCCUUGGCCAUUGUGGCUGGAGUCAAGCGCUUCCAUGAGUACCUAUAUGGCCGGAACUUCACGGUCAUCACUGACCAUAAGCCACUCCUGGGACUAUUAGCGGGUGACAAACCCACACCUGGCUACAUGUCGCCCAGGAUGACACGCUGGGCCAUCUUCCUCGCCGGGUAUGCUUACAGACUCAUUCACAAGCCCGGCAAAACCAUCGGGAACGCAGAUGCCCUGAGUAGGUGCCCAUCCAAAGAGCCAGUAGAAGACCCCGCACCCACCAUAAGCCUCCUCCACAUCGACGCCGACAGAGACUGCCCAGUGACGUCAGCAGAUGUGGCCACCCAUACACAGAGGGACCCCAUACUCAAGCAAGUGAGAUCCUGGGUCCUGCGAGGCUGGCCAGCAGAAAAACCGGCAGAAAAGUUCAGCCCUUUCGCACGGAAGCAACAGGAGCUGUCCACCAUGAAAGGCUGUAUCCUAUGGGGAGACCGGGUGCUGAUUCCCAGCGCUCUACAGAAGAAAACGCUCGAGACGCUCCACAACGGACACCCGGGCAUCGUAAGGAUGAAAGGACUGGCACGGAGUUACGUCUGGUGGCCAUCCCUGGACAAGGACAUUGAAGAGUGGGUCGCCAGAUGUGACCCGUGCCAAGAGGUACGUCCCGCCCCCGCCCAAACCCCAGUGUCAGAGUGGGAGAUGCCCAGCAGCCCAUGGGCACGGAUCCAUAUUGACUUCGCGGGUCCAAUGCAGGGGCACUACCUCUUAAUCGUUGUGGACGCUUUCUCCAAGUGGCUAGAGGUCAUCCCCAUGGCAUCUACCACGUCCGAAGCCACCAUCAGGGCACUCAGGCGCCUAUUCGCAACACACGGGCUGCCGGAUGUCCUAGUCUCUGACAAUGGCCCACAGUUAACAUCCAAGGCCAUGGAAGAGUUCCUGGCGGGACAGGGCAUCCGCCACGCCCUCACCGCAUUUUACAGGCCAGCCGGAAACGGUCAAGCGGAACGCAUGGUGAGACUCACCAAGGAGACGCUCACCAAGAUGGGUCCGGGCGACUGGCAAGAGAGGAUUGACAACUUCCUCCUUACACAACACAUCACCCCACAUGCCACCACCAAGAAGAGCCCAGCUGAGCUACUGAUGGGCAGACGCCUGAGGUCACCCCUGGACCGGCUGCACCCCCAGUACAACCCCGAAGUGACAGCAACGGCCAGCCGGCCGCUCCGCGCCUUCACCAUAGGAGACCCGGUGUUUGCGCUUAACUUCAACGGCUCUCCGAAGUGGCUAAAGGGGAGAAUAGAAAGCACAACCGGCCCGAAGUCCUACCGAGUCGAGCUGGAAGAUGGACAGGUCUGUAGACGGCACAUCGACCAGCUUCGGAAAAGGUGGAGGGGAUCGGAAGGAAACCAGCCCGACGAGGUAGGCCUACCACACCCCGACGAGGUAGGCCUACAACACCCCGACGAGGUAGGCCUGCAACACCCCGGCAGAGCAGACCUACAGCACCCCGGCAGAGCAGACCUGCAGCACUCCGGCGAGGUAGGCCUACAA
Molecule: messenger RNA, 2841 nt
Organism: Pantherophis guttatus
Lineage: Eukaryota; Metazoa; Chordata; Lepidosauria; Squamata; Colubridae
Source: RefSeq, a predicted model, not a curated record